UGUCAAAUAAUGACAAGCUAUUGCCAAAACUGUCAGAAAGUUUGUAAAUAAUUCGUACAUUUGAAUUAAAAUUUUGUUUUAUAUAUUUAGAUAAAAUUUAUUUUUGAACUUAUUAAAAAAUGGAACAUUUUACCGUAUAUGAUUUAUUAAAUGAAUUCGGUAUGCGAAUUGAUGGCCGCCGACCACUUGAAUUCCGACAAUUUCGCACGAAAUUAGGCGUAUUCGUAGAGCCUCAUGGCAGCGCGUACUUAGAGCAAGGCUGCACGAAAGUACUUGUGGCUGUUUAUGGCCCUAACAGAAAUUCGGAGAAAAAAGCAACUUCAUCUGUUGAUUUGGAUGUUGAAAUAAAUUGCAUAGUUAGUAUAGCAAGUUUUUGUAAAGCUAUCCGAAAAGUGUACAGUGCCGGAGAUUGUGAAACCAACGAAAUAGCACGUUAUGUACAACAAGCAAUGAUGGCCGUAAUAAUAAAUAAAAAAUACCUCAACUACACAUUCGACGUUGUCAUCGAAGUGUUACAAAUUGAUGGUGGACACAUUGCUACUGCUGUGAAUUGUGCAAUGUUAGCAUUUAUUGAUGCAGGAGUCGAUAUGAGAGAAUAUGUAACUGCGUGCUCCGCUGCAGUUACUCCGAGUGGAGAAAUAAUACGCGAUAUUGCACAUGUUGAAAUAACUGCAGGUGCAGCACCAGUAACAGUAGCAUUGCUUAGCAGUUCAAACAGAGUGUUAUUUGCCGAAAUGUCACAAAGAUUUCACGUGGAAAAUUUUGAAAGAGUAUUAGAAGAAGCGUUGGAUGGCUGUAGAGAAAUCCUUGCUAUGAUAGAUGUGCAAGUACGCAAGCACGUUGAAAACGUAAUGGCAAUAACUGAUGCUGAGGCUGAGCCUGAUAUGUAAUUUCGGUCAAAUUGCAGAGUAAAUAUGUAUUUAAAGUCUGGUAUAUAGAAAAGAAAUUUAUAUUUUUUAAAAACCAAAUAUAACAAGUUAUUACAUUAAUUUUUAACUACAUUACAAUUCGAUAAAUUUAA
Teleopsis dalmanni is the source of this 1021-nucleotide messenger RNA. It is a transcript of the gene Ski6, whose product is annotated as exosome complex component RRP41. Bases 120 to 890 code for a protein of 256 amino acids. Gene Ontology annotation, biological process: poly(A)-dependent snoRNA 3'-end processing; U4 snRNA 3'-end processing; nuclear mRNA surveillance. The transcript has a single exon. Gene Ontology annotation, cellular component: nucleolus; nuclear exosome (RNase complex); cytoplasmic exosome (RNase complex). The record is from RefSeq and is a predicted model, not a curated record. Lineage: Eukaryota; Metazoa; Arthropoda; Insecta; Diptera; Diopsidae.